This is a messenger RNA of Alternaria postmessia, 438 nucleotides long. RefSeq lists its product as uncharacterized. Lineage: Eukaryota; Fungi; Ascomycota; Dothideomycetes; Pleosporales; Pleosporaceae. The coding region runs from base 1 to 438 and encodes 145 amino acids. The record is from RefSeq and is a predicted model, not a curated record. The transcript has 3 exons.
AUGGCAGGCUACGGGAACCGCACAGCACCAGACUACGCCGCAGAAGACCUCCAAGACCAACACACCAACACCCGUCUCGGCCUUAUAGAUUCAAAUACCGCCUACCAUGAGCCCCAUGAAAAACACGGUUCAGGCAUAACAGGUGGUGCUGGUUUCGGAAACAAACGCUCCUCAUCUACCCCUUCAACCGACAAUUCUGAAUUCCGCUUCGGCUCCCACUCAGAUACGGCACCGUAUUCAAACGCCACGCCCAUGGGAAGCGGCUCCACGGGUGGUGCAGGGUAUGGGAAUAAAACCGGUGAGAUGAGCGGGCCAGGUCAUGAUUCCAUGAUGGGCAAGGUGGUGGAGAAAGUCGGUGGUAUUAUGAAGAACGAAAAACUAUCGGAGAAGGGAAGGGUGAUGCGAGAGAAGGAGGGGUUUGGCAGUGUGCCGGAAUAG